Molecule: messenger RNA, 889 nt
Organism: Lutzomyia longipalpis
Lineage: Eukaryota; Metazoa; Arthropoda; Insecta; Diptera; Psychodidae
Exons: 4
Coding region: 572-889 (105 amino acids)
Biological process (GO): G protein-coupled receptor signaling pathway
Cellular component (GO): plasma membrane
Molecular function (GO): tachykinin receptor activity
Source: RefSeq, a predicted model, not a curated record
AGUCGAGAAAUGCCUCGUGACGGGAGUUAAGCCAACAAGAUUUUAGUUUGUGAACAUCUUCUGCCCAGCAGUGUGUUUGUGAGAUUAUCAUAAGACUAUUCUUUUGUGUGACAAAAAAAGAAAUUUUUCUUCAAAUUGUGAAGUGUUUGGCCUACAGAGAAAUUCUUCAAUAUUGCUGCAGUUUUUUGUAAUAAGAAAAAAAUCAAAUGGAUUUUUUCAAAGACGUAUCAAUGACUUGUGUGUUUGUGGUGCUGAGUGGAGGGCAUUUAGAGUGCGGAAGUGCGUAAAGAAAAGGCGAAUAAGACGUCAUCUUGGCUGUAAAUCAAACCCACCAAAGACGGUGUGUGGGUGGGUGGAAAUGCACGGGGAAUCUCUUCUGAUUCAAUCCUCAUAGUGCUUGUGCUGUGGUGUGAGGUUGAGUGUUGCGAUAAUGACUGUGGCAUUUUGGUGUAGAGGUCAGUGAGAAGAUCACGUUCUGUUUGGGAAAGGAAAUUGAUUUGCUGCUCCAAAGUGCGGGUGACCCCAUCCUUGUUAGUCUGCAAGAGGAGCUAAGGUCAAAGAGGUGGCCAAAAUGGGCUACAUCUACUCAACGGCAGACUAUCUCAACAUCACCGGAAUGUACGAGUACGAUGCUUCGUACUACACAGAUCGUGGCAAUGAUUCCUACUAUGAGUACACCAAUCUUACGAGUCACCCCACCAUGGAAGGAAAUUACACUAUCGACUACGACCACAACUUCACACUGCCACUGUGGCGUCAGAUCCUGUGGAGCAUCCUAUUUGGUGGCAUGGUGAUUGUGGCCACGGGGGGUAAUCUAAUCGUCAUAUGGAUUGUCCUGGCGCACAAACGAAUGCGAACGUUCCGCAUUGUGGAUCCACUGUGGACCUAG